Nerophis lumbriciformis (worm pipefish) is the source of this 3093-nucleotide messenger RNA. The record is from RefSeq and is a predicted model, not a curated record. Lineage: Eukaryota; Metazoa; Chordata; Actinopteri; Syngnathiformes; Syngnathidae.
UUUUAUUAAAACUGCAGCCCUGGCCAAAGUGAAAUGAGUUUGAACGGUUGAAAAAACAAACACCUGGCAACAUAGCGGGAAAUGUAAACUUACCUGCUAUUCACAACUGUGGUGCUUGGGGGGCUUUAAAGUGAUGCAGGUCUUUCUGCUAUCUGAGUGGAAGAGCCAUCUUCAAACAAGUGGCUUUGGUCGUUGAAUAGCCCCCCACUGCCAGCAGCACCCUCAUCCCAUACUUGCUCCUUUUAAUUUCUGAUGGCUCUAUGGCCCAUCUUCACCCUCAGCCUUCUAUGCUGGGAGUGUUCUAGACCUGCGGAGGCAGGGGCGGCGGCCACUCUGCCAAAUGACAAACCCAGGGGCCCCUUGGACUGGCUCUUGUCUGACAAAGGGCCGUUCCACCACUCGCCGGAGUACAUCGACUUUGCAGAGAAAAACAGACAAGGCUUCUCUACCAGAUACAAGAUAUACAGGCAAUUUGGAAGAUGGAAAGUAAACAAUUUGGCUGCAGAAAGAAGAGAUUUCUCAGAGUCUCCGUUACCUUUAACGUCUGAGUUCAUCAGGAAUAUUCGACUCCUCGGCCGCAGGCCCACCACCCAGAUGAUCACUGAUAACCUGAUCAGGAAGUAUGGUACUCACUUCUUGUUGUCAGCUACACUUGGAGGAGAGGAAGCCUUAACAAUAUUUGUCGACAAGAGAAAACUCAGCAAAAAAGGAGAGGUGAGCGAUUACUCGAGUAAUUCAUCCGCUGUCACUCUGGAAGCUCUGCACCAGCUGGCCGCAUCCUACUUCAUCGACAGGGAGAGCACCCUCCGCAAACUGCAUCAUAUCCAGAUCGCUUCAACUGCCAUCAAGGUGACAGAAACUCGCACGGGUCCCCUUGGAUGCAGUAACUAUGACAACCUCGAUUCUGUUAGCUCUGUACUGGUUCAGAGCCCUGAAAACAAGGUCCAACUGCAAGGCUUGCAAGUCAUCCUCCCAGACUACUUGAGAGAAGGUUUUGUGCAAGCUGCUCUCAGCUACAUAGCUUGUAAUAGCGAAGGGGAAUUUGUCUGCAAGGAUAACGACUGCUGGUGCAGCUGCGACGCCAAGUUCCCAGAAUGCAACUGUCCUUACGUGGACAUCCAAGCCAUGGAAGAGAGUCUGGAGAGGAUCACAGGGACGUGGGGGCAACUUUACAAAGAUUUUGAGGAAUCAGAUGAAUUCAAGGCCUUUUACGGAAGGCUGCCUCAAACCCAUUUUCUGAACAUGUCAACCAUCCAACACUUGUGGUCACUUGAUAACCAGUUCCACGGGAGAUACGAACAGCUGGAGAACGGUAUGCGGGUCCUGGCCAAGCACGCUGAGAGAGUCAUCUUCAAGCUCUUCAGUUUAAGUAAACGAUGUCACCUACAGCCACAAGUUCGCCAACCAAGACAGAAGUCUCAGUCCUACUGGCUGAGUCAUUUCCAGUCUCUCUUGUAUUGUUCAGAGAACAAUCAGCUUGGUGCAUUCUCUGAGGAACUCCACAGCUGCAGCUGUCGAUAUGAACAGAUCCCCUGUCAGCUCCCUCCACCCUGCUCGGUCGGCGAAGGCUCUGCCUGUGCGGAGUGUGCGCCAGACAACCACACCCGAUGUGGUAGCUGCAACCAAGGCUUUGCUCUGACACAAGGAGCCUGUAAACCAAUGGUGGCCGACUCCACGGAAAACUACUUAGGAUUUGAAACGGACCUCCAAGAUCUGGAACUCGGCUACCUUCUUCAAAGGGCCGAUCGCAGGCUUGAGGUCCAUGCCAUUUUCAUCAGCAACGACAUGCGCCUCAACAGCUGGUUUGACCCCUCAUGGAGGAAGAGGAUGCUCCUGACCCUGAAAAGUAACAAGUACAAGUCCAACAUGGUCCACAUGCUGCUGGGGAUAUCUCUUCAGAUUUGCCUUACAAAGAACAGCACACUUGAGCCCGCCCUUACACUUUACAUCAACCCCUUCGGAGGGAGCCAUUCGGAAAGCUGGUUCAUUCCAGUCAACGAGAAUAACUUUCCCGACUGGCAUGCCACCAAACUGGACUUACCCUUCGAGUGUUACAACUGGACGCUGACACUCGGUAACAAGUGGAAGACAUUCUUCGAAACGAUCCACAUAUACCUCCGGAGUAGGAUAAAGACCCCGAACGGAGCGAAUGACAGUGUUUAUUAUGAACCGUUAGAUAUGACGGAUCCUGGUCGUAACCUUGGCUACAUGAAAAUCAACAGCAUCCAGGUCUUUGGCUACAGUAUGCACUUUGAUCCGGAGGCUAUCCGUGACUUGAUUCUGCAACUGGACUACCCUUACACGCAAGGUUCCCAGGACACGGCUAUGCUGCAGCUCUUGGAAAUACGUGACCAGGUUAACCGGAUAUCGCCUCAAGGUCAACCCAGAUUGGACCUGUUUGCUUGUCUUCUCCGACACCGACUCAAACUGACUGCCAGCGACGUGGCUCGCAUUCAUGCCUCCUUGGAGGCCUUCAGCUCUCGCCUGCCUAGUUCAACAGAUUAUGAAACCACAAAGCUUUGCAGUUAACAGCUGCUGCGAGAGAAAUCGGACUUUUAAACGGGUCACAAGAGUACUGAUUGGACUUGGAAGUAAACUGCACCGUUUGUGGCGCAUUUGUUUACAGUGUCAAUAGGUUACCAAACGUGGCUGAUUUUGAGUCGACAAGCUGAGGACUGCUAAGGAAUGUACUCCAGUUUCGGGGUUUUGUGAAGACGUGGCUGAUUUUGAGUUGACAAGCUGAGGACUGCUAAGGAAUGUACUCCAGAUUUGGGGGGUUUUGUGAAGACCGCCUGCCGUACGGUGGUAUGUCAAAGGAUGGGAGUGGUUAAAGAAAAUGCACAAAUAUUCAGAAAUAAAGUAAACCGCAGUACAAACUCAAGAUACCUUGUGACUAACCAUCGGAAGACUGCUCGUUUUUACUGUAAAGACAUCAGUGGACAGAUUAUUGCUAAAAUGUCGCAGUCUUUUGUUUGUAAUAUUUUUUAUAUGUCUCUUUGCUUUAGGUAGCAGUGCACUUUCCAUGAAGCCCAGAAUACAGUGGUGUCAAGUCAACAUUUUGUAGAUAAAUUGAUAUUAAAAUGUGCAAAUUAA